AUGAAGACGCCCGCGCCGCCUUCCAGAGGUCUCCUGCGCUUCCUGCGGUCUCAGUCCGACUUUGUCUUCGGCAGCCCCAGUCGAUCCGUCCUUCUACAACCUCCAAGCACGGCACGAUCCUGUCGGCGCCUGUGCACUUCCUCGCACCGGUCCUCGCCAAAGCAGCAGAUCCCCCACGACGAUCUAUGGCACCGGUAUCGUGAGCCGUGCAAGGCCCUGCCGCCUCCGAGGCUGGCUCCUCCCAAUCCGCCGCAGGCCCGAAAUGCCAGCACACGAACUCACAGUCUAGGCUUCUGGCGCCGUUGGCUACGGCGCAAGGAAGCUGCUUCGCGCUUCAAGCAGCCACCAGAUCCCCCGGCGCGUCCAUCGAGCUACGACGAGACGUCGGCACAACUCUUCAACCUCUCCCGAGCCCUUUCGCGCAACCAUUCAGGCGCGGAUCUGAAACUCCGUUGCACCGAACUCGACGCAAAUGGCUCCGUCACCCUCGUUUCUGGCGAGUUCAAGAAAUCAGAACUGAUUGCAAAAUAUGGGCUUCUACCCCGUGAUCUACGCAAGAUAGACUCUUCGGUUCUACCGCAUAUCCUUGUCCGCCCGACAGCAAUCCUCAUCAAUCUCCUCCACCUCCGGGUACUCAUCCAGUCCGACAGGGUGUUGGUGUUUGACGCAUACGGGAGCACAGACUCUUACACGCAGUCUCUAUUCAUGUAUGAUCUAGAGGGCAAAUUGCGGCAGAAGGCGGAUCCAAGGAAUGGUUCCACAUAUCUUCCCUAUGAGUUCCGGGCUCUUGAGGCGGUUCUGAUCUCGGUGACGUCUGGUCUGGAAGCGGAAUUCGCGUUGGUCCGCGAGCCGGUGGUGCAUAUCUUGCGCGAGCUCGAAGAGGACAUCGAUCGCGACAAGUUGCGACACUUGCUUAUCCAUUCGAAAAAGCUAGGUACCUUCGAACAAAAGGCCCGUCUCGUGCGAGACGCCAUCGACGACCUCCUCAAUGCCGAUGAUGAUCUGUCUGCCAUGUAUUUGACUGAACGAAAAUUAACGGGCAAGCCUCGAGACGAGGACGACCAUCAAGAGGUGGAGAUGCUUCUUGAGUCGUAUCACAAAAUCUGUGACGAGAUCGUCGAGAUUUCCGGCAACUUGAUCAGUAACAUCCGCAACACGGAAGAGGUGAUCAAGGCAAUCCUGGACGCCAACCGAAACCAGCUGAUGUUGCUGGAGAUCAAGUUCAGCGUCGGAACCCUAGGUUUGGCCGGUGGCACCCUUAUCGCCGGACUUUAUGGCAUGAAUGUCAAGAAUUUCGUCGAGGAGUCCGACCUCGCCUUUGGUGGAGUCAGCGCUGUCUGUUUCGUGCUGUCCGCCGUGAUCUGCGUCUAUGGCAUGCGCAAGUUGCGCAAGGUGCAGAAAGUCCGCAUGUGGGGCGAGGGACCAGACACUUGGGGCCAGCGCAGCAGGAUAGCAGGACGCGGCAACUGGCGCAGCGAAGCUGUGGAAAGCCAGGCCCAGCGGUUCGCGAGGUUGAAAGGGGGAGUCACCAAUAUCGGCGACACUCCCUCGAGACCGGUCCUCUGGCCGGGUAUGGAUGGGCUGGGCAUGCACAAGCUGAACGUUGAAGCCGACGACACUCCGCGAGGCGACAGUGCUGAUGCUACCAAUAGCGAUGCGGAUGCAGGGUCGGAGUCUCCCAGCGUGACUUUUCAGGACGACGUGGAUGACGUCGAAGCACAAAUGAAGGCGGAUGCACAGAAGCCGAAGGGCGUCGUGGAGAAAGACGACCGUGCUUGA
Capronia coronata CBS 617.96 is the source of this 1779-nucleotide messenger RNA. RefSeq lists its product as uncharacterized. The transcript has a single exon. NCBI's taxonomy places the organism in Eukaryota, Fungi, Ascomycota, Eurotiomycetes, Chaetothyriales, Herpotrichiellaceae. Gene Ontology annotation, molecular function: magnesium ion transmembrane transporter activity. Bases 1 to 1779 code for a protein of 592 amino acids. The record is from RefSeq and is a predicted model, not a curated record. Gene Ontology annotation, cellular component: mitochondrial inner membrane. Gene Ontology annotation, biological process: mitochondrial magnesium ion transmembrane transport.